GAGAGAGAGAGAGAGCAAGUUAUUGUGCUAAAGGAAUCAAGCUUCAUCUAACGGAUUAAAAAAACUGAAAUUAAUUGGCUUUAUCUUCUGCUGUAUGACUAAGAAGACAUCACUAUGAGUAAAUCAAAAGACAGCAGCCCCACAUUCUUCCUGGAGACGGAUGACCUGACAGAGGAGGAAAGGGCAAAGGCCAAACAGGUGAAGAAAGGCACCUCAAAGGACAAGAGGCCCAUGGAUUCUAAUUACCUGGAUGAGAUAGACGAGCCUGUGCACACAAUUAAAUUUAAUCUACACUUUGACAGGGGAAUCAGAAAAGUGAAAGAGGAGCCAGCUCAGCAGGACAGAGAGAGGUUUACCCUCAAGAGGCUGUUUGAUGCUGUGUCCAGUGGAGAUGUGUCUAAACUGCAUGGUUUACAUGAGUACCUGCACAAAAACAUGAAACGGCUCACCGACUCUCAAUAUAAGUCCAAUGGAAAGACAGCUCUGCUGAAAGCACUUUUAAAUUUGAAGGAAGGUGAGAAUGACACUAUUGAACAUCUGCUGGAAAUUGCAGAGAAAACGGGAGAUUUAAAAGAUUUUGUCAAUGCUGCCUACACAGACAGUUACUACAAAGGUCAGACAGCACUCCAUGUUGCAAUUGAACAGAGGAGUGCAAACUUUGUACAGAUGCUGGUUAAAAAAGGGGCUGAUGUCCAUGCUAAGGCCUGUGGGAAAUUCUUUCAGCCCAAUCAAGAAACAUGCUUCUAUUUUGGUGAGCUGCCCUUGUCUCUGGCCGCUUGCACUAAUCAGCCUGACAUUGUUGACUUCCUUAUGAACAAUCCAUACCAGGCAGUGGAUGUCAGGGAGAGGGACUCUCAUGGAAACACGGUGCUUCACGCACUAGUAUCCAUAGCUGAUAACAGUCCUGAAAACACAGAGUUCGUCAUUGCCAUGUAUGACCACAUCUUAUUCAAAGCCGACCAACUUCACCCCAAGAUUAAACUGGAGGAAAUUGAAAAUAAUGAAGGACUCACCCCACUCACAUUAGCUGCCAAAACAGGAAAAGUGGGGCUGUUAAAGCACAUCGUGCAGCGGGAGUUUAAGGGGUGCAAACAUCUGUCACGGAAGAUCACGGAGUGGGCCUACGGUCCAGUGUGCUCGUCUCUGUAUGACCUCGCCUCUCUCGACACCUAUGAGAAGAACUCCGCGCUGGAGAUAAUCGUUUAUGGCAGUGAGAUUCCUAAUCGCCUCGAGAUGCUCAAUAUUGAGCCAUUUAACAGGCUGAUUGAAGAGAAGUGGGAGAGAUUUGCGAAACGGAUGUUCUUGUUCAACUUUAUCGUUUAUGUUAUCUACCUUUUUAUCCUCACUGCUGUAGCUUAUCACCGCGAAGAAGGGAAGCCACUAAAGCCUCCAUAUCCUUAUAGAAAAUAUAGCAAAGGCUACCAACUUCUGACAGGACACAUCAUAACUACCAUUGGAGCACUUUACUUCUUUUUUAGAGGGUUAAUAGAUAUGUUAAGAAAGCGUCCAAGAUUUCAGUCCCUGAUCAUAGAUGGAUACACCGAUCAGCUUUUUUUUCUGCAGGCCGUGCUCUUCCUGGCAUGUGCUCUGCUGUACUGCUUUGGUCAGGAUGAAUAUGUGGCCUGUCUAGUUCUGUGUCUUGCCUUGAGCUGGGUAAAUCUACUCUACUUCUCCAGGGGGUCCAAAAAUAUGGGAAUCUACAAUGUCAUGAUACAAAAGAUGGUUCUUGGAGAAAUUCGUCGAUUCCUUGUCGUGUACAUGGUCUUCCUCAUUGGGUUCUCUGCAGAAAACAGAAAUUAUUGGCAGAUGGUUCUUGGAGAAAUUCGUCGAUUCCUUGUCGUGUACAUGGUCUUCCUCAUUGGGUUCUCUGCAGCCGUGGUAACGCUCCUUGAUGAAACAGUCCCUAGUAUGGGACGAUCUUUAUUCGCUCCUAUUACUGGAAAUGAAAACUGUACGAAGCCCUUAUUCAAGAGCAUCUACUACACCACUCUGGAGAUGUUCAAGUUCACGAUUGGCAUGGGAAAUCUGGAGUUCACCGAUCAGUAUAAGUAUAUAGAGGUCUUCUAUGUACUGCUAAUUUUGUAUAUAGUGAUGACUUACAUUUUGAUGCUGAACAUGCUGAUCGCUCUGAUGAAUCAAAGAGUGGAGGAGAUGUCUGUAGAGAGCACCAGCAUCUGGAAACUACAGGUGAAAUCAAAGGCAAACAUGGGUCCUCUUUCUUUCAGUGUGGAGGAAGUCAACUGGAACCAAUGGAACAGAAACCUGGGUGUAGUUACCGAGGAUCCUGGGAAAUGCAUGCCUGUACCUUCCCCAACUAAACUUCAGAGAGAGCCCAGCCGGAGUGGACUCCUGCAAACGUUCAGUAAACGCUGGACACAGAGACCACAACGCAGAGAUGUACAGGAGCUGAGUCCUCUAGCUGAGGCCUCUAGCUCCGUAUAAUGAUGCCUUUAUAAUCUGUAAUCUAUUGCGAUGUAUUUUACAAUUCCCUUUCAGUCCAACUGGUGUAGGAUAUAUGAUAUAGGAUGACUGGUUAAAACUUGACUGAGUUUAAAAAACAUAUGCACUU
This is a messenger RNA of Sinocyclocheilus grahami, 2569 nucleotides long. RefSeq names its product transient receptor potential cation channel subfamily V member 1-like. Gene Ontology annotation, molecular function: calcium channel activity; protein binding. The coding region runs from base 115 to 2442 and encodes 775 amino acids. The record is from RefSeq and is a predicted model, not a curated record. NCBI's taxonomy places the organism in Eukaryota, Metazoa, Chordata, Actinopteri, Cypriniformes, Cyprinidae. The transcript is spliced from 16 exons. Gene Ontology annotation, cellular component: plasma membrane. Gene Ontology annotation, biological process: calcium ion import across plasma membrane.